Molecule: messenger RNA, 984 nt
Organism: Pyricularia pennisetigena
Lineage: Eukaryota; Fungi; Ascomycota; Sordariomycetes; Magnaporthales; Pyriculariaceae
Exons: 4
Coding region: 1-984 (327 amino acids)
Molecular function (GO): oxidoreductase activity
Source: RefSeq, a predicted model, not a curated record
AUGAGUGUUAUAAAAGUCGCCUACCUGAUCCUCGCGUGGUCCUCGUCACUGCUCCUAGUGGCAGGCGAGCCAUGCACAACCCCUGGUCAAAGGCGGGCAUGGCACACCCUCAGCAAUGCCGAUAAAAAGGCCUAUAUCGACGCGGAGCUCUGCCUGAUGGCGAAACCCGCCUCUCUCGGUCUCCCCGGCACGAGAACAAAAUUUGACGAGCUGCAGGCCAUCCAUCAACUGCAAGCAUAUUCGACACACCACGUCGGCGCCUUCCUACCCUUCCAUCGCCUUAUGAUGCACGCACAUGAGACCGCCCUCCGCGACGACUGUGGCUACACCGGCCGCCAGCCCUACUGGCAAGAGCAAUUGGACGCGGGCCGGUUCAGCUCCUCGGUGGUAUUCGAUCCAGUGACUGGGUUUGGGGGUGACAGGUCCGGAAGCGACGGCUGCAUCGCAGACGGACCGUUUGCCAAUUAUACCAACAGCCUGGGGCCCGGAUAUGAGGUGACGGACCACUGCAUCGACAGAGCCAUCGGCGAUUUCAUCUCGGCCCUUUCGUCCCAGACCAACGUCGACCGGUGUCUGAACCAGACCACCUGGCCGCAAGCGUGGGAAUGCAUCGAGUCGUUGCCGCACGCGGGUGGCCACGCGGGCGUCGGGAGGCAAAUGUCCAACGGCGUUAGCAGCCCCGGGGAUCCGCUUUUUUAUCUCCACCACACGUGGUUGGAUAAAAUCUACUGGGACUGGCAGGCCAGGGACAGGACGGUGCGGACCAGCACCAUCAGCGGCACCAAUGUUAUGCCGGAAAACAUGCUUGGGUUCCCGCCCAGGCCGAGCAACAUCCCUCAACCUACCGGUGCUCCUGGUGAUCCUGGGACCGAGACAACGCUAGGCCACGUUCUCAACAUGUACGGUAACCUGCCCAACAAAACAAUUAGCGAUGUCCUUGACAUUCAGGGUGACUACUUGUGUUAUGAAUACGUCGAGCCUUGA